Macaca mulatta (Rhesus monkey) is the source of this 5075-nucleotide messenger RNA. It is a transcript of the gene ATRN, whose product is annotated as attractin. Gene Ontology annotation, molecular function: protein binding. The record is from RefSeq and is a predicted model, not a curated record. Lineage: Eukaryota; Metazoa; Chordata; Mammalia; Primates; Cercopithecidae. Gene Ontology annotation, cellular component: Golgi apparatus.
GUCCGCACAGCCCCGCCCCGCACGGCCAGGCGAAGCGGAGCCGGCCGUGCGGUGUGUGUGUAUGUGUUCGCGGGGCGCCGUCUCAGCCCCGGGAAGAUGGUGGCUGCAGCGGCGGCGACUGAGGCAAGGCUGAGGAGGAGGACGGCGGCUACGGCAGCGCUCGCGGGCAGGAGCGGCGGGCCGCAUCGGGACUGGGACGUGACCAGGGCUGGGAGGCCGGGGCUGGGGGCCGGGCUGCGCCUUCCGCGGCUGCUGUCGCCGCCGCUGCGGCCGCGGCUGCUGCUACUGCUGUUGUUGCUCUCGCCGCCGCUGCUCCUGCUGCUGCUGCUGCCCUGCGAGGCCGAGGCCGCGGCGGCGGCGGCGGCGGUGUCGGGCUCAGCCGCAGCCGAGGCCAAGGAAUGUGACCGGCCCUGUGUCAACGGCGGCCGCUGCAACCCUGGCACCGGCCAGUGCGUCUGCCUCGCCGGCUGGGUGGGCGAGCAAUGCCAGCACUGCGGGGGCCGCUUCAGACUAACUGGAUCUUCUGGGUUUGUAACAGAUGGACCUGGAAAUUAUAAAUAUAAAACGAAGUGCACCUGGCUCAUUGAAGGACAGCCAAAUAGAAUAAUGAGACUUCGUUUCAAUCAUUUUGCUACAGAGUGUAGUUGGGACCAUUUAUACGUUUAUGAUGGGGACUCAAUUUAUGCACCGCUAGUUGCUGCAUUUAGUGGCCUCAUUGUUCCUGAGAGAGAUGGCAAUGAGACUGUCCCUGAGGUUGUUGCCACAUCAGGUUAUGCCCUGCUGCAUUUUUUUAGUGAUGCUGCUUAUAAUUUGACUGGAUUUAAUAUUACUUACAGUUUUGACAUGUGUCCGAAUAACUGCUCAGGCCGAGGAGAGUGUAAGAUCAGUAAUAACAGCAAUACUGUUGAAUGUGAAUGUUCUGAAAACUGGAAAGGUGAAGCAUGUGACAUUCCUUACUGUACAGACAACUGUGGUUCUCCUCGUCGAGGCAUCUGCAAUUCAAGUGAUGUCAGAGGAUGCUCCUGCUUCUCAGGCUGGCAGGGUCCUGGAUGUUCAGUUCCUGUACCAGCUAACCAGUCAUUUUGGACUCGAGAGGAAUAUUCUAACUUAAAGCUCCCCAGAGCAUCUCAUAAAGCUGUGGUCAAUGGAAACAUUAUGUGGGUUGUUGGAGGAUAUAUGUUCAACCACUCAGAUUACAACAUGGUUCUAGCGUAUGACCUUGCUUCUAGGGAGUGGCUUCCACUAAACCGUUCUGUGAACAAUGUGGUUGUUAGAUAUGGUCAUUCUUUGGCAUUAUACAAGGAUAAAAUUUACAUGUAUGGAGGAAAAAUUGAUUCAACUGGGAAUGUGACCAAUGAGUUGAGAGUUUUUCACAUUCAUAAUGAGUCAUGGGUAUUGUUGACUCCUAAGGCAAAGGAGCAGUAUGCAGUGGUUGGGCACUCCUCACACAUUGUUACGCUGAAGAAUGGCCGAGUGGUCAUGCUGGUCAUCUUUGGUCACUGCCCUCUCUAUGGAUAUAUAAGUAAUGUGCAGGAAUAUGAUUUGGAUAAGAACACGUGGAGUAUAUUACACACCCAGGGUGCCCUUGUGCAAGGGGGUUACGGCCAUAGCAGUGUUUAUGACCACAGGACCAGGGCCCUGUAUGUUCAUGGUGGCUACAAGGCUUUCAGUGCCAAUAAGUACCGGCUUGCAGAUGAUCUCUACCGAUAUCAUGUGGAUACCCAGAUGUGGACCAUUCUUAAGGACAGCCGAUUUUUCCGUUACUUGCACACAGCUGUGAUAGUGAGUGGAACCAUGCUAGUAUUUGGAGGAAACACACACAAUGACACAUCUAUGAGCCAUGGUGCCAAAUGCUUCUCUUCAGAUUUCAUGGCUUAUGACAUUGCCUGUGACCGCUGGUCAGUGCUUCCCAGACCUGAUCUCCACCAUGAUGUCAACAGAUUUGGCCAUUCAGCAGUCUUACACAACAGCACCAUGUAUGUGUUCGGUGGUUUCAAUAGUCUCCUUCUCAGUGACAUCCUGGUAUUCACCUCGGAACAGUGUGAUGGGCAUCGGAGUGAAGCCGCUUGUUUAGCAGCAGGACCUGGUAUCCGGUGUGUGUGGGACACAGGGUCAUCUCAGUGUAUCUCGUGGGCGCUGGCAACUGAUGAACAAGAAGAAAAGUUAAAAUCAGAAUGUUUUUCCAAAAGAACUCUUGACCAUGACAGAUGUGACCAGCACACGGAUUGUUACAGCUGCACAGCCAACACCAAUGACUGCCACUGGUGCAAUGACCAUUGUGUCCCCAGGAACCACAGCUGCACGGAAGGCCAGAUCUCCAUUUUUAGGUAUGAGAAUUGCCCCAAGGAUAACCCCAUGUACUACUGUAACAAGAAGACCAGCUGCAGGAGCUGUGCCCUGGACCAGAAUUGCCAGUGGGAGCCCCGGAAUCAGGAGUGCAUUGCCCUGCCCGAAAAUAUCUGUGGCAUUGGCUGGCAUUUGGUUGGAAACUCAUGUUUGAAAAUUACUACUGCCAAGGAGAAUUAUGACAAUGCUAAAUUGUUCUGUAGGAACCACAAUGCCGUUUUGGCUUCUCUUACAACCCAGAAGAAGGUAGAAUUUGUCCUUAAGCAGCUGCGAAUAAUGCAGUCAUCUCAGAGCAUGUCCAAGCUCACUUUAACCCCAUGGGUCGGCCUUCGGAAGAUCAAUGUGUCCUACUGGUGCUGGGAAGAUAUGUCCCCAUUUACAAAUAGUUUACUACAGUGGAUGCCAUCUGAGCCCAGUGAUGCUGGAUUCUGUGGAAUUUUAUCAGAACCCAGUACUCGGGGACUGAAGGCUGCAACCUGCAUCAACCCACUCAAUGGUAGCGUCUGUGAAAGGCCUGCAAACCACAGUGCCAAGCAGUGCCGGACACCAUGUGCCUUGAGGACAGCAUGUGGAGAGUGCACCAGUGGCAGCUCUGAGUGCAUGUGGUGCAGCAACAUGAAGCAGUGUGUGGACUCCAAUGCCUACGUGGCCUCUUUCCCUUUUGGCCAGUGUAUGGAGUGGUAUACAAUGAGCACCUGUCCCCCUGAAAAUUGUUCAGGCUACUGUACCUGUAGUCAUUGCUUGGAGCAACCAGGCUGUGGCUGGUGUACUGAUCCCAGCAAUACUGGCAAAGGGAAAUGCAUAGAGGGUUCCUAUAAAGGACCAGUGAAGAUGCCUUCGCAGGCCCCUACAGGAAAUUUCUAUCCACAGCCCCUGCUCAAUUCCAGCAUGUGUCUGGAGGACAGCAGAUACAACUGGUCUUUCAUUCACUGUCCAGCUUGCCAAUGCAAUGGCCACAGUAAAUGCAUCAAUCAGAGCAUCUGUGAGAAAUGUGAGAACCUGACCACAGGCAAGCACUGCGAGACCUGCAUAUCUGGCUUCUAUGGUGAUCCCACCAACGGAGGGAAAUGUCAGCCAUGCAAGUGCAAUGGGCACGCGUCGCUGUGCAACACCAACACGGGCAAGUGCUUCUGCACCACCAAGGGCGUCAAGGGGGACGAGUGCCAGCUAUGUGAGGUAGAAAAUCGAUACCAGGGAAACCCUCUCAAAGGAACAUGUUAUUAUACUCUUCUUAUUGACUAUCAGUUCACUUUUAGUCUAUCCCAGGAAGAUGACCGCUAUUACACAGCUAUCAAUUUUGUGGCUACUCCUGAUGAACAAAAUAGGGAUUUGGACAUGUUCAUCAAUGCCUCCAAGAAUUUCAACCUCAACAUCACCUGGGCUGCCAGCUUCUCAGCUGGAACCCAGGCUGGAGAAGAGAUGCCUGUUGUUUCAAAAACCAACAUUAAGGAGUACAAAGAUAGUUUCUCUAAUGAGAAGUUUGAUUUUCGCAACCACCCAAAUAUCACUUUCUUUGUUUAUGUCAGUAAUUUCACCUGGCCCAUCAAAAUUCAGAUUGCCUUCUCCCAGCACAGCAAUUUUAUGGACCUGGUACAGUUCUUCGUGACUUUCUUCAGUUGUUUCCUCUCUUUGCUCCUGGUGGCUGCUGUGGUUUGGAAGAUCAAACAAAGUUGUUGGGCCUCCAGACGUAGAGAGCAACUUCUUCGAGAGAUGCAACAGAUGGCCAGCCGUCCCUUUGCCUCCGUAAAUGUCGCCUUGGAAACAGAUGAGGAGCCUCCUGAUCUUAUUGGGGGGAGUAUAAAGACUGUUCCCAAACCCAUUGCACUGGAGCCAUGUUUUGGCAACAAAGCCGCUGUCCUCUCUGUGUUUGUGAGGCUCCCUCGAGGCCUGGGUGGCAUCCCGCCUCCUGGGCAGUCAGGUCUUGCUGUGGCCAGCGCCCUGGUGGACAUUUCUCAGCAGAUGCCGAUAGUGUACAAGGAGAAGUCAGGAGCUGUGAGAAACCGGAAGCAGCAGCCCCCUGCACAGCCUGGGACCUGCAUCUGAUGCUGGGACCAGGGACUCUCCCGCGCACGAGCCAGUGAGUGGCACACCAGAGCUGUCUGCAGGGAAGGACGCGGCGGGGAAACGGCUGUGCGGUGCGGGGCAGAAGACUGGAAACCCUCAAAGCAUCUGACUCACCUGCAUGACCACAAGCUUUCUUUGACGGUUUCUCCCAUCCGUGUUCCAGCAUCUAACCUUUUACUUUUGCAUAGGAAAUACUUGAUUUAAUUACAGGUCCAGGAAUGAGCUGAUGGUUGCUGGAGGAGGCCGGUGUAGAGCCAGUGAGAGAACUAGGAAUGACACUCAGGUUCACUGUGGAAAACUGUUCUUGGGACUGUCUCAACUGCAAAAAACAAAAGAUGGAGUGUUUACAAGUAGAUGUUCGUCAUCAGUUGUUCUUGAACUUGGUCUUUUAAAAACUAGUCAGAUGAAUUAACUUGUUUUCAUCUGAAGCCUGCUAUCUUUUUUAAAAGAUGUGCUGUUUAUUCUUGCACGAUUUAGGCAAUUCUCUCUCUUCCAGGGAGUACCUUUUUUUCUAGUUGAGAAUUAAUAAUGGUCCAUCUCUUUUGAUCAUAUCAAGCUAGGGUAGAAGGGGGGCUAUUUUCAAUGUCAAGGUCAGCAGCAUUACUUCAAAUGUAAACUGGUAUAACAGGUAGUUUUCUAUAGCAACUUGAUUAAUUUAGUCUUAA